Messenger RNA from Oncorhynchus nerka (sockeye salmon), 1823 nucleotides. Its product is annotated as homeobox protein PKNOX1-like. The transcript has 11 exons. The coding region runs from base 168 to 1502 and encodes 444 amino acids. Gene Ontology annotation, molecular function: RNA polymerase II cis-regulatory region sequence-specific DNA binding. Lineage: Eukaryota; Metazoa; Chordata; Actinopteri; Salmoniformes; Salmonidae. The record is from RefSeq and is a predicted model, not a curated record. Gene Ontology annotation, biological process: angiogenesis; regulation of transcription by RNA polymerase II.
UUAAUGAGAGAAAAUAGUCUGCGAGCCUAUACGUAGUGACGACAGACGAAAACUGCGGGCCCGGAUUGCAGCAGCCCCUUGUCACUGUGACGAAGAUUGGCACUAAGGACUGGUAGGCACAGGUCUUGGACUGGAAUGCCCGAGUAUUGGCAUCAUUGGCAGCGACCAUGAUGGAAGCCCAUUCGGCAUCUCUAGAUGAGUACCCGGAGGUGGAUGAGGUCUUGGUGCAGAUGCGCGUGGGAGCGGAUGUGGAGGGGGAUCCAGAGCAGAGUCUGAGCGAGGGGGGAGCAGGCAGCCCCUCUGCCAUGCAGCCCCAGACGCCCAUGGACACAGACAAGCAGGCCAUCUACAGGCACCCCCUGUUCCCUCUGCUGGCCCUACUCUUUGAGAAGUGUGAGCAGUCGACUCAGAGCUCGGACUGCGUCAGCUCUGCCAGCUUCAAUGUGGACAUUGAGAACUUUGUCCGUAGCCAGAAGAAAGAGGGCAAGGGCUUCUUCUGUGACGACCCAGAUGUGGACAACCUGAUGGUGAAGGCCAUCCAGGUGUUGCGUAUCCACCUCCUGGAGCUGGAGAAAGUGAGCGACUUGUGUAAGGACUUCUGUAGCCGCUACAUCGCCUGCCUGCGCACCAAGAUGAACAGUGAGACCCUGCUGAGUGGGGGAGAAACUGACAGCCCCUGUUCCCCUGUCCAGAUUCAGACCUCCAGCCCACUGACAGGAACCCUCAGCCCUCAAGGCAUUGUGAUGUCAGCCUCGGCCCUGCAGCAGGGCAACGUUACCCUGACAACAGUCAAUUCUGCUGGCCAAGUGUUAGCAGGUAUGUCUCCGUGGCAUACCACCUCUACAGGUGGUACAGUGUACCAGCCCAUCACAGUAGUCACUCCUCAGGGACAAGUGGUUGGACAAGCUAUCUCACCCCAGACAAUACGCAUCAACAACACACAGCUCCAGUUGCAGCUCAAUCAGGACCUGAGCAGUUUCUUCACCCAGGAGGACAGCUCACCCAAGAGCAACAAGAGGGGCGUCCUGCCCAAAUCAGCCACCAACAUCAUGCGCACCUGGCUCUUCCAGCACAUAGGGCAUCCCUAUCCCACAGAGGAUGAGAAGAAACAGCUCGCCAUACAGACCAACCUGACCCUGCUGCAGGUCAACAACUGGUUCAUUAAUGCUAGGAGGCGGAUACUCCAGCCCAUGAUGGACAGCAGUGCGUCGGACACGCCCAAGAGCAGGAAGAGGACUCCCCAGAGCCGGCCCACCCAGCGUUUCUGGCCCAUGGCCAACAACAUUGCCUCGGCCGGUGUAGGGCAAGAGGUGGCCAUGGACGAUGAUGUUACCAUGGUGACGAUGGGCAUGAGUGUAGACGAGCUGCAGACUCUGACAUCAGACGGUGCAACACUGGCCAUGCAGCAGGUGAUGAUGGGAGGACACAGCGAGGAGGAGGAGGGCGAGAGUGAGGAGGAGGAAGAAGAGGAGGAGGGGGGUGACAUGGCCGGAUUGGAGUGACAUACCACUACAGCGGGAUGUGAUGUCACACCCUCGUGCAUGCCUGUGUUUGACAAUAUUACUCAACACUCAUCAGUGUCCAAGACUAUCCACACUAGGCCUUUAAGGUCCUACUAGAAACAGAGAAAAAAAUAUGCUAUUUUUAUAUGUAAAAUGUUUGGAAUGAAGGCUGUUUAUUUUCAUUUAGCUUUUUUGCUUAGUGUUUUUAUUUUUAGAUCUUUUUUUAAAGAAUAUUUAUGUAUGAACAUUGAAUGUCCAAUAUGGCUGACCUGCUUUUCAAGGUCUGUUGGAUUUCUCUAAUAAUAAAAUGUUCAAGAAGGA